AUGCCUCCUCCAAUACCAUCGCCGGUGGACGUGGGCGACAGCCAAUUGGCCCCGAGAAAGGACGGUAGCACCAAGAAUCCCACCAACGGAUCAUCCGGGAACGCAGAGUCCCAGCCUCUGCCUAUCGCAAAGCGAUCCACGACUCUGCUGUCCCGGACUCCGACUCAGCAACUACAAAAUGGAAAGGAAAAGGAAGUCAAGGGUGUGUCGGUUAGAACCAUGUCUUCGACCCCGCCAGCCGCAACCGCCCUAGACCCGUUGAGCAAUCAAAUCUUUCUUAGGACGAAUAGCGGCACCCUCGAAACAUCCCUCGCGCAGCGUCUGCGUGGCUCUACCAAGCCCGAUAGCCCAACGACGGAAAGCUUCCCUAAGAAGAGCAUUAGUAUUGAGAAUACAGCCCGCUUGGCAAAUGGCCUCGCUGAUUUCCCCAGAGAGCGAAAGAAGGGAACAUCUUUCUUGAGCCGGCUUGCUAUGCGAAGCGCCUUCAAGAAGAACGACGACGAUGCGCCCGAUUCCGACUCCGAGCUGGGCGAGCUGCGCACCGAGGGGAGCAGCGCUCGCGCCCCAAUGUCCGUCAUGAGCGAUGGCGGUGGUUACAUCCCGCUUUACAAAGAACCUCCCCGCUAUAUCCGCGUGCGAUCGCACAACAGCAAGCGCCGAGACUUUAAUCGACUCUUUUUAGCCCAGGAACUGCUGGGGCCCAAGCCAGAGAAGGAUGACGAGCCGUCGCAAGGUCGUGUACCUGCCACUGCGGUGGGCACGCGGCUUCUGAAAGCUGGCGAUGCGAUAUGGGCUGCUGAGUUUAGCAUUGACGGUCGAUACCUUGCUGUGGCCGGCAAGGACCAGAUUGUUCGGGUCUUUGCCGUCCUGUCGACGGAAGAGGAGCGCAAGGCGCACGAGGAAGAAGAGGAGGCUGAAAGAGACGCCCAGGGAAAGAGUCGGGGAGAGCGUUUGAGCGCACCCGUAUUUCGAAAUAAGCCGGUCCGCGAAUUCGAGGCUCACACUGGAGAAGUGCUGGCCCUCUGUUGGAGCAAAAACAAUUUCCUCCUGUCGACCUCAAUGGACAAGACGGUGAGGCUCUGGCACGUUAGUAGACAAGAAUGCCUCGCCACGUUUACACACCACGAUCUGGUCACGUCGAUUGCGUUCCAUCCUACCGACGACCGAUUCUUUCUUGCCGGCUCCCUGGAUGCUCAGCUCCGGCUUUGGAAUAUACCAGACAAGUCGGUGGCCUUUUCGGCCUCGACAAAUGAAUUUAUUACGGCCGUGGCGUUUUCGCCCGACGGCAAAAUGGCUAUCUGCGGGGUACUGAAUGGCAUGUGCUCGUUCUUCGAGACGGAGGGGCUCAAGCAAAAGUUCCAGAUCCACGUACGCUCGUCACGAGGAAAAAACGCCAAAGGCAGCAAAAUUACGGGCAUCAAGACGGCUACGGUGGCUGGAACUGGCGAAGUAAAAGUGUUGAUCUCAUCCAACGACUCCCGCGUUCGAAUCUACAGCUUAAAGACUCGGAUGCUGGAUGUUAAGUUUAAAGGCCUCGAGAACCAGUCUAGCCAGAUUCACGCUCGUUUCAGCGACGAUGGAACCUAUGUCAUCUGUGGCAGUGAGGAUAGGAAGGCAUACAUCUGGAACACGAAUACGACGGAAGUCGAGAUGAAGGAUCGCCAGCCGUACGAGUGUUUUGAUGCUCAUCCAGAAGUCGUCACCACCGCUCUGUUGGCACCAACACGGACCAGGCAACUGUUGAGCGCGUCGGGGGACCCAAUCUUUGACCUGUGCAACCCGCCGCCUGUUUUGCUUCGAAGCCUGGACGAGGCUGCUCUAAGCCAAACCGAGGUGUCGGAAACGGGCACCGAGAUUCAUAAUCCCCCGCCGAGCGUCAGCAUCAAGAAGCCAGAAGAGAGCCCGGCCUAUCUGAACCGCUGUAAGCAUAUGGACGGCAACAUUAUCGUCACAACCGACAGGACCGGUACGAUUAAGGUGUUCCGACAAGAUUGCGCAUUUGCCAAGCGCCAGCAGAACAUGUGGGAGAUUGGCUCCAAAUUCUCCAGCAAGGUCGGCGGGUUGGGACGAAGCGGAAGCAUCAUCACCAGAACUAGCGGAAGUCUGUCUAGGCGAACCUCGCUCAAUCUGAGUGCUGGCCAGGCUCAGCACCCGUCUGACCGAAUUAUGAGCUGGCGUCAAGACGUCGAUGACCAAGGACGAGCAAGCCUCAACGUGGCGCCGAUUAGGACGGAGCGAUCUGCCUCGCCGAGGAAAACCCCCGUACCGCCGGCCAAUAUCUCGACAAUCAAUCCCUCAGCAGUAGCUAGGAAGCCUGUUGCCUCAGGAGGCUCACCUGUACGGGCCCCGAGGAAUGGCCUCGCAAGCCCCACGGGCAGCGUACGGAACAGGGCAUCGAUAGGAACAUUGGACGGGGGGUCGCAGCCGCCAACGCCUAGUUUCAAUUUCAUCAGCGUGGCAGAAAGCGACGAAAACGACACGAAUGGCAGCUUCUGGAACCUCGCCCGGUGGAGAGGAAGUCUUUCGGGGCUGAGAUAUUCUGUCAGCGCAAGCUCUCCCACCGAACCUACCCACGAUGCUGCUGCUGCUGCGACGGCGGCGGCGGAUGAUCGGAAAUCCGGUGACAUUUUGAAGCCACCAAAUAAGGCAGCCGCUCGGAGGAGCAUUGGAGUCACGGACCUCAACAGGCCCAAGAUUGUGGAAGACCAGACGAACCGCAGGAGAUCAAUGGGGCCUGCCAUUCGAUCAAGCAAGUCGCAAGAAUCGACGACUGUGGGAAUGGCCAUUAUUGAUGAACACAAGUCUGACCAGUCCUUGCCCAAGAAGCGGGCUGAUUCCGGAGUGGGGAGGAUGAGUGACGAUACAGCUGAAUGA
This is a messenger RNA of Trichoderma harzianum CBS 226.95, 2874 nucleotides long. RefSeq lists its product as hypothetical. Bases 1 to 2874 code for a protein of 957 amino acids. The record is from RefSeq and is a predicted model, not a curated record. NCBI's taxonomy places the organism in Eukaryota, Fungi, Ascomycota, Sordariomycetes, Hypocreales, Hypocreaceae. Gene Ontology annotation, molecular function: protein binding. The transcript has 3 exons.